UUUAUUGCGCACCAUGUAGCCUUGAGAAGCAGAAGAGUGGUAGGUAAAUUCUAUGCCUGAAGAAAUCACAGCAAUCUCUAGUGGCAAACUGUGGUUCUGCCCCUUGCUGUGUUUAGCAAACGAAGAGAUUUAAGGAGUCACCUCUGCAGUUUUACUCACAUAAUCCCAGCAGGGCUAACAGACAGACAGCGUCCAAAGGAGAGGAGCUACACCCAUCUGAGGAUAAACCACUGUGAAACAGCUCUGACAGUUAAGCCAAUCUAGAAGACUUUGAUUCCAAGAUACAAGGCAAACCUCCUUCAUGAAAUGGAAUGAAGCUGAAAAAUCAUCCACAUCUUUGUCUGUGAACUUGAGAUAAGAUUGGGAUGGUCUCAGGUGCCCACAUCUAGACUGUAACUGCAGCCAUGAGUUCAGACGAGAAGGGCAUAUCCCCUGCUCAUAAAACGUCCACUCCAACCCAUAGAAGUGCCUCCUCUUCAACAUCCUCCCAGAGGGACAGUAGGCAGAGCAUCCACACCCUGGAGAGGACUGCUUCCUCUAGCACCGAGCCCUCUGUAAGUCGCCAUUUCCUAGAACCGGAGCCAGUCCCCACCUCCAAGGAAGCUGACAGCUGGGAAAUUAUAGAAGGGCUGAAAAUAGGCCAAACCAAUGUACAGAAACCAGAUAAACAUGAAGGCUUUAUGCUGAAGAAAAGAAAAUGGCCUUUAAAAGGCUGGCACAAGCGUUUUUUUGUCCUGGAUAAUGGAAUGCUAAAAUAUUCAAAGGCACCACUUGAUAUUCAGAAGGGGAAGGUCCACGGAAGCAUAGAUGUCGGACUGUCCGUCAUGUCGAUAAAAAAGAAAGCUCGGAGGAUAGACCUUGACACGGAGGAGCACAUCUACCAUUUGAAGGUGAAAUCUCAGGACUGGUUUGAUGCCUGGGUCGCCAAACUGCGCCAUCAUCGCUUGUACCGGCAGAAUGAAAUUGUGAGAUCACCGAGAGAUGCGAGUUUUCACAUAUUUCCUGCAACCUCCACAGCUGAAUCCUCCCCAGCUGCCAAUGUUUCUGUUGUGGAUGGAAAGGUGCAGCCGAACAGCUUUCCAUGGCAGUCUCCGCUGCCGUGCAGCAACAGCCUCCCUGCGACCUGUACAACCGGCCAGAGCAAAGUGGCAGCCUGGCUGCAGGACUCAGAGGAAAUGGACAGGUGUGCAGAAGAUCUUGCACAUUGCCAAUCAAACCUUGUGGAACUUAGCAAACUCCUGCAAAAUUUGGAGAUACUUCAGAGAACUCAGUCAGCACCUAAUUUUACUGACAUGCAGGCUAACUGUGUAGAUAUCUCAAAGAAAGACAAGCGGGUCACAAGACGCUGGAGAACAAAAAGUGUCAGCAAAGAUACAAAAAUACAACUGCAGGAAGGGCCACCUGCGAAGGGCCAGUUCAGCACAACCCGGCGCCGGCAGAGGCUAGCGGCAGCAGUGGCUACCACAGUCCCUUUCAGUGCCACGAUGUCGCCGGUUCGCUUGCAUUCCUCCAACCCCAACCUGUGUGCAGAUAUUGAAUUUCAGACUCCCCCUAGCCAUCUCACUGACCCUCUGGAAAGUUCAACAGAUUAUACAAAGCUGCAGGAAGAAUUUUGUCUAAUUGCACAGAAAGUGCAUUCUCUCUUGAAGUCUGCAUUUAAUAGCAUAGCUAUAGAGAAAGAAAAGCUGAAGCAGAUGGUUUCAGAGCAAGAUCACAAUAAAGGCCACAGCACCCAGAUGGCCCGGCUGCGGCAGUCACUGUCUCAGAGUGAAGGAGCAAGCAAAUCCUGGGCACUCAACCAGAAUGCUGAACUGAGGAGUCGGUUGAACAGAAUACAUUCAGAGUCUAUUAUUUGUGAUCAGGUUGUCAGUGUAAAUAUUAUUCCUAGCCCUGAUGAGCCUGGUGAGCAAAUCCAUGUCAGUCUCCCCCUGUCCCAGCAAGUAGCCAAUGAGAGCCGCCUCUCCAUGUCAGAGUCUGUGUCUGAGUUCUUUGAUGCCCAAGAGGUGCUCCUGUCCGCCAGUUCAUCAGAGAAUGAGGCUUCGGACGACGAGUCUUACAUCAGUGAUGUGAGUGAUAACAUCUCAGAAGACAACACCAGCGUUGCAGACAAUAUUUCUCGACAAAUCCUGAAUGGGGAGCUCACGGGCGGUGCCUUCCGAAACGGGCGGCGAACGUGCCUGCCUGCUCCGUGCCCGGACACCAGUAACAUUAACUUAUGGAACAUCUUGCGGAACAACAUCGGCAAAGAUCUGUCGAAAGUCUCCAUGCCUGUAGAGCUCAACGAGCCGCUCAACACUCUGCAGCAUCUGUGCGAGGAGAUCGAGUACAGUGAGCUCCUGGACAAGGCUUCGGAGACUGAUGAUCCCUACGAGCGCAUGGUUCUCGUUGCUGCAUUUGCGGUUUCAGGCUAUUGCUCCACCUAUUUCAGGGCAGGAAGUAAGCCAUUCAAUCCAGUCCUGGGGGAGACGUACGAAUGCAUUAGAGAAGACAAGGGAUUCCGAUUCGUCUCAGAACAAGUUAGCCAUCACCCACCCAUUUCUGCUUGUCACUGCGAAUCGAAGAAUUUUGUGUUUUGGCAAGAUAUCAGAUGGAAAAACAAGUUCUGGGGGAAGUCGAUGGAAAUCCUGCCUGUUGGAACACUGAAUGUCCUGCUUCCAAAGUACGGAGAUUGCUAUGUGUGGAAUAAGGUCACCACGUGCAUACACAACAUCCUUAGCGGGAGAAGAUGGAUAGAGCAUUAUGGAGAAAUAACCAUCAGAAAUACCAAAAGCAGUGUUUGCAUUUGCAAACUCACAUUUGUCAAGGUGAAUUAUUGGAAUUCAAAUGUGAAUGAAAUACAGGGGGUCGUGAUAGAUCAGGAAGGGAAGGUCGUGCACCGGCUGUUCGGGAAGUGGCAUGAAGGACUCUACUGUGGUGUGGCCCCCUCGGCCAAGUGCAUCUGGAGACCAGGUUCCAUGCCAACCAACUAUGAGCUCUACUACGGCUUCACACGGUUUGCUAUUGAACUCAAUGAAUUAGAUCCUGUACUAAAAGAUCUCCUCCCACCAACAGAUGCCCGAUUCCGGCCAGAUCAAAGAUUUUUGGAAGAAGGAAAUUUAGAAGCUGCAGCAGCAGAGAAGCAAAGAGUAGAGGAACUCCAGAGAUCUCGAAGACGAUACAUGGAAGAAAACAACCUUGAACAUAUACCAAAAUUUUUUAAAAAAGUUACUGAUGCGAAUCAAAGAGAAGCCUGGGUUUCUAAUGACACCUAUUGGGAGCUUCGAAAGGACCCUGGGUUUAGCAAAGUAGACAGCCCUGUUCUUUGGUAAACUGGGAAUGUAGAGCUAGCCCACAUAUCACACUCUGAAUGAAUAAAUAACUAUGCACAAUUACGUUUCUUAUAGCUAUGCGUGGUUUCUGGGUUGACUAAAACCUACCAUUUGCUUUUCUAUUCAUCUUUAUAAUGGACUUUCAAAAGUGCAUUAGACAAGGCCCCUAACCACUUUUGGAUCCUUUCUGUUUUGCUGCAACCAUAUUCCUUAAAAACAAAAACAAAACACCCACACCCUCCUCGGAAAGCAGAAUAAAAGGAGCAGAAUAUAAAAUCCAAAGUCUGAAGGGUUUGUAAAGAAAACCAAACUGUAACUGGUGCUUAACGCUGAUCAAGAGGGUUAACAACAAGUAUAAACCACACGUUUGGUCCGUUGCCUGGAAGCACCGUCCCCUUCUCGGAAGAGCUCCGGGCCACAACAGUCAGUCAGCUCAGACUUCAAGUGUGUCCUUCUUGUGGUGUGCCAACCUCUUCAAAAAGACGCGAUGCUCCCAGGCCUGUUCCAUCUGUAUGCCAUUGUUUAUGCCUUAAGAAAUGCAGAGAUGUACAAUAAACCAUUUUUUAAAUGUGUGCUCACAGGUUUAUGUGAAGGACAGAUCUUGUGAAUCAUGGCCUGCUUCACUUUCUCAAUCAGUGAUUCGACUAACAAAUGUAUUUAAAAAGUGAACACCAUGUGUUUAACUUUGAUAAGUGAAUUACUGUGUGUUAUAUCUGAAGGGCACAAAGGAAGAAAGAUGUGCUGAGUAGAUCUCUGUAUUUACAUUGUUCAUUAAGUUCCUGCCCGGUGUCCAGAUAACAAACCAUCCCUCUUCUGCCUAACCUCACAGUUUUGCCCUACUGGUUGGCAAAAUCUGUUUGAUUUGGACGUUUGUCACCAUUGUGAAAACUGUGAGGGAAAUGCCAGUCAGCAUGUGUAUUUUCAGUGUGGGCUUAGUACUAUAAGCAGUCCCUGUUUCUGAAUGAAGCACAAUGUAUAUCAUACAUCUCUUAACCCAUGACCACCUCGUCACCACUAUUUCAAUUCCAUUGAGAACAGAAUCAAGAAUGCUCAUAGCUUAUUUGCAUUGUUACAAUGGGUUCUAUGCAAAAUUAUAUUUCUUAUUUUUAUCAAGUGAUUCCAUAUGAUACAUAACUACGUAAUAGGAAUUUACUUUGCUAGGAGCAGAGAUAUAAAAUUUAGGCUAAGGAAUUUAUCCAUCCUAAUGGGAGGGCAGAAAUGUGAUUUGCAUACUUCAGAAUUUGUUUUUCCUCCAUAGAAUACAGAAGCUUUCAUAGGAAACUUGCAUCGGUGUUCCUAAGUUUCUGCACGCAGAUGCCUGUGUGGGUUUUUUUUAUCUUAAAGAGAUUCUCCUAGAGAAUUAUGAAAUUACACAUAUUUUAUUGUUAGAUUUUUAUUCUUAGAUUCUUAACAUCUAAAUUUAAGUGUCACUUUAAACUCUGAUCAUAAGGUUACUGAACUUUUACAUUCAGCUAUGAGGUGUUGAUUUUAGUGUUAUUUCUUCUUAGUGUAGCAUUUCUUGUAAUGGCUGAUACACCACCAAACAAAAAACUGCUGAUGAGAAUGUAAGGGGAAACUCUAAAAUUUCCACUGUAUGGAGCAAUAUUUAGUUAUCCAAAACUCAUCCCUCCUUUCAUUCAAGUCCUUAUUGUACAUACAUUUUGUGUAUAUUUACAGUAGAGUUUCAUUCUCAAAUUCCCUAAAACCAUCACCACCUCUAAGUAUUCUACUUAACCAGACCUGUGCUUCUCAAAUAUUUUAACUCCCAUUUUAAAUAUUGUUUUGGCUUGCCCUAUGGUAAAAUCUCCCCUGUCGUCCAUGAUUUUCCUGUUCAUUCAUCUUGACAACCUCAGAUGCUUCCCUCUCAUUUUAAUUGUAAUUUAAUUAGAAAUAUUGACCUCUUCACAGAAAGCUGUUCUCCUUUGAUUAGUAUAGCUUAAAAUACUAUUUAAAGUGGUUUUAGCCUCUACUUGCGUUUUCUUGAACAGUCUCAAAAUAGCGUAAAUACGAGAAUCCAUCAAAACACUGAACGAAGAGAAUAAAGGAGAAGCAGCCGGUGGCUGACAGGUCUGACAUCAGUGAGGAAGCUGGGAGAGCACCCAGACCCAUCAGGGAAGCAACCAUUGUCCCUAGGAUUAUAAUUGAGAAAAUGAAACAUUGGCGACAGGACCAUGAUUAAAUGAAUUCAGCCUGCAAAAUAACUCUGAUUAGGAUUUCAGUACGAGGAUGAGAAAAA
Messenger RNA from Fukomys damarensis (Damara mole-rat), 5544 nucleotides. It is a transcript of the gene Osbpl6, whose product is annotated as oxysterol binding protein like 6. Gene Ontology annotation, cellular component: intracellular membrane-bounded organelle; perinuclear endoplasmic reticulum; plasma membrane. Gene Ontology annotation, molecular function: cholesterol binding. The transcript is spliced from 27 exons. The record is from RefSeq and is a predicted model, not a curated record. Bases 405 to 3308 code for a protein of 967 amino acids. Lineage: Eukaryota; Metazoa; Chordata; Mammalia; Rodentia; Bathyergidae.